Messenger RNA from Limulus polyphemus (Atlantic horseshoe crab), 2157 nucleotides. It is a transcript of the gene Pen, whose product is annotated as importin subunit alpha-1-like. Lineage: Eukaryota; Metazoa; Arthropoda; Merostomata; Xiphosura; Limulidae. Gene Ontology annotation, cellular component: nucleus; cytoplasm. The record is from RefSeq and is a predicted model, not a curated record. Gene Ontology annotation, biological process: NLS-bearing protein import into nucleus. Gene Ontology annotation, molecular function: protein binding; nuclear import signal receptor activity.
UUUUGAUUUCCAAAACUAGCUUAUGUGACCAUAUAACGUUUAACCAAUAUUUAAAUAUUUGAAUUUCAACUAACGUCACAUGUCAAACAACCAAUCAGCAAACAAGUAGUUAAAAUCUAAAUUCCGUCAAAAUUUGUUUUAAGCGGUUGGUUUUCUUUUCUUGUAGAUCGUUUUCUAGUUCGAAGGAAGGAAGAGUCAAAGUAGGCGUAAACGUAGAGGAAAGAAAGCAGUGUCUAUCAGUAUCAACAGAAUUUUCCAUAAUUUUCAUUUAUUAAGGUGAAGUUGGGAUUAUAUUGGUGCCCAAAUGCCGAGCCAAGACAAUCGGUUGAAGCACUUCAAGAAUAGGGGGAAAGAUGUGGAGGAGAUGAGACGGCGAAGGACGGAAGCUAAUGUGGAGCUGCGCAAACAAAAAAAGGAUGAACAGCUUUUAAAGAAAAGAAAUGUUUCUUUUAGUGAAGAUCCAACUAGCCCCCUUGGUGAACAAAACAAGCUUGAUGCUGUAGCUGUAAUGUCCAUGGAAGAAAUUGUCCAAGGUAUAUCUAGUCAGGAUGAGACUCUAAAUUUUCAAGCAGCUCAGUCAGCGAGGAAAAUUCUCUCUCGGGAACGAAAUCCUCCUAUUGAUUCUCUUAUCCAAGCAGGGGUUGUUCCAAUUUUUGUCCGGUUUCUUUCUUGUGAUUCAAACCCCCCUCUCCAGUUUGAAGCAGCUUGGGCUCUUACAAAUAUAGCAUCAGGAAAUUCGGACCAAACUCGGUGUGUAGUGGAUGCUGGAGCUGUACCACUUUUUAUCAAACUCUUGUGUUCACAACAUUCUCAUGUUUGUGAACAAGCUGUGUGGGCCUUAGGAAAUAUUGCAGGUGAUGGACCCGAUUGCAGAGAUCUAAUCAUUCGACAUGGAAUAAUGAAACCUUUGCUUGACCUUAUUAAAUCGGACAGUCCAGCUUCUUUUUUACGUAAUGUGACAUGGACGUUAUCCAACUUGUGCAGAAAUAAAAACCCACCACCACCCUUUGAGGUUGUCAAACAAAGUCUUCCAACACUACGUCAGUUAAUUUACCACAAUGAUAAAGAAGUUGUUGCAGAUGCAUGCUGCUUAUCCUACUUAACCGAUGGUACAAAUGAAAAAAUCCAAGAGGUUAUCGAUGCUGGUGUCGUUCCUCGUCUCUGUGAACUUCUUGAUGUUGAUGAGGUGUCUAUAUUAACUCCAUCUCUUCGUGCAGUUGGAAACAUUGUAACUGGUAAUGAUGCACAAACUCAGCAUGUGAUUGACUGUCAGGCCUUACCACCCUUCAGAAAGCUACUCUGUAAUAAAAAAAUAAAUAUUCAGAAGGAAGCAGCUUGGAUGAUCUCAAAUGUUACAGCAGGAAAUGAUAGUCAGAUCCAGUCUGUAAUAGACUCUGGACUGGUAGAACCACUUAUAGAAGUACUUGCACAGGGAGAUUACAAAAGUCAGAAAGAGGCAACCUGGGCUGUUGCCAAUUUCACAUCUGGAGGUACGUUGGAACAGAUAGUUUAUCUCGUUCAAGCAGGAGUUGUUCCUCCUCUCUGUGAUAUGCUGAAAAUAUCAGAUCCUAAGAUUGUGAUGGUUCUAAUAGAUGCUCUAAACAAUAUCAUUCAGGCUGCUGACAAGUUGGGGGAAAUGGAAAAGGUUCUCUUAUUGAUAGAGGAAGUGGGAGGUGUAGACAAAAUAGAAGCUCUACAGCAACAUGAAAAUAAUGAUGUUUAUACAGCUGCAUUGGAAUUCAUUGAAAAAUAUUUUUCUGGAGAGGACACAGAUGAUGCCCACCUUGUUCCUGAGAUGAGUGCUGGAGGAGACUACCAAUUUUCAACAACAGCUGCUGCACCAGAAGGAGGAUUUUCUUUCUAAAGUUGUAUCAUAAUGUAUCAAACUCAUUGAACAGUUUAAAAGAGCAGUAUAUAUAUAUAUAAUGCAACUGAAAAAACUAUUAUUCAGUAUUUCCUGUGUAACAACAUCAAAAUAAUAUUAAGGAAAUAGUGUUUUAAAAUUACUAAAAUUGCAAACAUUUUUCAAAUUAAAUAUUUUUGAUAUUUCUUGGUAAGUGUUUCGGUUUUGUCAUUGUUUUUAAUACUUAGCUGUACCUUUCAGAGUACAACUUGAGUUGACAAGUUUGUAAAAAUAAAGUUUCUCAGUAUUUUUGA